UAUAUAAAUCAUAUAUACUUAUCUUAAGUGUGUGUGUGUCAGAGAAAUAGAGAGAGAUUAUGAAGGGUGAAGAAGAAGGUUUGGAGCCUAUGAGUCCAAGUGCUCAAUACUUGAAGAGCUCUGCUUUAUCACUCACAAUAUGUGGAGUUUUGGAAAGUGAAAAUGAAAUUGAUGAUUCAAUGACUAUGUCUCUCCUCAAAGAUGUUUUCUUGCCAAUAAAUCCUCGUUUCUCAUCGAUUAUGGUUACCAACAAGAAAGGGCAAAGGAAAUGGAAAAGGGUCGAGGUGAAUCUCGAAGAGCAUGCCAUAGUCCCAACUUUCCCUAGUGGCAUGUCGGUGGACUACUACGACGAAUGUUUCAACGAAUAUUUGUCGAAAAUAGCGACGGAACAACUCCCUCUACAACGGCCGCUCUGGGAAAUUCACAUAGUCAAAUACCCUACCAAGAAUGCAGCGGGAAACGCGAUCUUCAAACUCCACCACUCGUUAGGAGACGGCUACUCCUUGAUGGGAGCCCUCCUCUCGUGCCUCCAACGUGCAGACGACCCGUCAGUGCCACUGACCUUUCCGUCUGCAGGUACCAGAAUCCGUCGCAAAAACUUUUUGCAACGGAUUCCUAGGUUUUUUACUAGCCUCGUCCACACGGCUCACGACUUUGGGUGGAGCCUAUUCAAGAGCACCUUGAUUAAGGACGAUAAAUCGCCAAUUAGAUCGGGUGUUGACGGUGUGGAAUUCCGGCCGAUCGUGACGACUACGACGACGUUUUAUAUUGAUCAGCUAAAGCAAAUCAAGAGCAAGCUCAAUGUGACUAUAAAUGAUGUCAUAACCGGUGUGAUAAUAUUGGGGACUCGACUAUAUAUGCAAAAAGCAGAUGAAGAAUCAAUUAAAUCAAAGACAACAGCCUUAGUCUUGCUCAACACUAGGGCUAUUGGAGGCUACAAAUCAGUUGAUGAGAUGAUCAAACCUAAUUCAGAUUCGCCGUGGGGCAACCGGUUUGCCUUCUUACAAGUUCCGCUGCCUAAAUUGACUCGAGACGAGCUUCUCAACCCGCUCGGUUUUGUUAAGAAAGCUCACCGGAUAAUCAAGAGACAGAAGAACUCUGCCGCGGUUUACCUAACUGGACAACUUCUUCGUUUUAUUACAAUGGUCAAAGGUCACGAGGCAACUGCUCGACAUAUCCACGGAACAUUAAAGAACACGAGCAUGGCGAUUUCGAAUUUGGUUGGGCCCGUCGAACAAAUGGCCUUGGCCAAUAACCUUUGUAAAGGACUGUACUUCGUCGUUGCAGGGCCACCUCAGAGUUUAUCUGUGACAAUGAUAAGCUACGUGGGAAGGUUGAGAAUCGCAUUGACAGUUGAGAAAGGAUUCAUUGACCAAAAUAAAUUGAAGUCAUGUAUCGAAUAUGCGUUUGAGGUUAUCUACAAAGCUGCCCUUAAAGCUUAGACUACAAUUAUCUAUACAUACAUACUUGAAGGGUUCACGUUGUAAUAAUAACUAAUUUCAAUAUAUAAUGCAUAAUUUUUUUAAUUUUGUAUAUUAAAACUAUCAAUACAGGUACAUAAUUUUGUUAA
Messenger RNA from Salvia splendens (bonfire salvia), 1570 nucleotides. RefSeq names its product wax ester synthase/diacylglycerol acyltransferase 3. The coding region runs from base 60 to 1442 and encodes 460 amino acids. Gene Ontology annotation, molecular function: diacylglycerol O-acyltransferase activity. Gene Ontology annotation, cellular component: plasma membrane. Lineage: Eukaryota; Viridiplantae; Streptophyta; Magnoliopsida; Lamiales; Lamiaceae. The transcript has 5 exons. Gene Ontology annotation, biological process: triglyceride biosynthetic process. The record is from RefSeq and is a predicted model, not a curated record.